Gasterosteus aculeatus aculeatus (three-spined stickleback) is the source of this 3091-nucleotide messenger RNA. The record is from RefSeq and is a predicted model, not a curated record. NCBI's taxonomy places the organism in Eukaryota, Metazoa, Chordata, Actinopteri, Perciformes, Gasterosteidae.
GUCACUUUCUCAUUCUCGCUGUCCUUCUGUCAGCGUCGGGUUUUACGUGGAGUUGCAAUUGAACCGGAGUAAUUAAGAAAAGUACAAAGAUGACCAAGCGGCCUUUUCAGAUGAUGCAAGCGGCUCGAUGCCCGACGGACGACCUCUCGUUGACCAACUGCGCCAUCAUCAAUGAGAAGGAGCCCCAGUUUGAGCAACACGUUACCGUGCGCAACGUAGCCCACAGGUACGUGUUCACCUUGAAGAAGGACUCCAGCGUGAGCCCCGGGACCAUCGCCUUCAGCCUGCCGCAGAGAAAGUGGGCCGGCCUGUCGAUUGGACAGGAAGUUGAAGUAACAAACUACAAGUUUGACAAGUCCAAACAUUGUAUAAGCAGCAUGACGGUGGAGAUUGACUUCCUGCAGAAGAAGAGUGUGGACAGCAACCCGUACAACUCCGACAACAUGGCCAAAGAGUUCCUCCAGCACUUCAACAACCAGGCCUUCAGCGUACGCCAGCAGUUUGCGUUUAGUUUCUGUGAUAAGUUGUUCAGCUUAUUAAUAAAAGAUAUUGAGGCCAUGGACCCGAGCAUCCUGAUGGGAGAACAAGCCUCUGGCAAGAAACCAAAGAUUCAGAUUGGAUUGUUGCUGGGAAACAGUCAGGUGAUUUUUGAGAAGUCGGAGACGUCCUCCAUGAGUCUGAUUGGGAAAUCCAAGACCAGAGAGUCCCGCCAGUCCAUCAUCAGCCCGGACUGGAACUUUGAGAGGAUGGGCAUCGGCGGCCUCGACAAGGAGUUCUCCGACAUCUUCCGCAGAGCCUUCGCCUCGCGAGUCUUUCCUCCGGACAUCGUAGAGCAGCUGGAUUGCCGACACUAUAAAGGGAUCCUGCUGUUCGGACCCUCCGGCUGCGGUAAAACCCUGAUGGCGCGACAGAUCGGCACGAUGCUGAAGGCCCGCGAGCCGAAGAUCGUCAACGGCCCAGAGAUCCUAAACAAGUACGUCGGGGAGUCCGAGGCCAACGUCAGGAAACUGUUUGCGGACGCGGAGGAGGAGCAGAAGAGGCUCGGUGCGAACAGCGGCCUCCACAUCAUCAUAUUGGACGAAAUCGACGCCAUCUGCAAACAGCGCGGCAGCAUGGCCGGCAGUACGGGGGUCCACGACACCGUGGUCAACCAGCUGCUGUCCAAGAUCGACGGCGUGGAGCAGCUCAACAAUAUCCUGGUCAUAGGUAUGACCAACAGGCCCGACAUGAUCGACGACGCCCUGCUGAGGCCGGGCAGACUGGAGGUGAAGAUGGAGAUCGGUUUACCGGAUGAGAGGGGCCGCAUCCAGAUCCUCCACAUCCACACCGCCAAGAUGCGUCAGUACCAGCUGCUGGCCGCCGACGUGGAACUGAAGGAGCUGGCGGCGGAGACUAAGAACUACAGCGGCGCCGAGCUGGAGGGCCUGGUCAGGGCGGCGCAAUCCACCGCCAUGAACCGACACAUCAAGGCCAGCAGCACGGUGGAGGUGAACAUCGAGACGGCCGAGAAGCUGCAGGUCAGCAGACUCGACUUCCUGGCCUCGCUGAAUAACGACAUCAAACCUGCCUUCGGCACCAACCAGGAGGACUAUGCCAGCUACAUCAUGAACGGGAUAAUCCGGUGGGGCGACCCGGUGUCGGCGGUCCUGCAGGACGGGGAGCUGCUGGUGCAGCAGACGAAAAACAGCGAGCGCACGCCGCUGGUGUCUGUGCUCCUGGAGGGUCCUCCCAACUGUGGGAAAACGGCGCUGGCCGCCAAGAUCUCGGAAGACUCCCAGUUCCCCUUCAUCAAGAUCUGCUCCCCCGACAAGAUGAUCGGACACUCGGAGAUUGCCAAGUGCCAAGCCAUCAAAAAGAUAUUUGAAGAUGCCUACAAGUCCCAGCUGAGCUGCGUGGUCGUCGAUGACAUUGAGCGUUUGUUGGACUUUGUCCCCAUUGGCCCCCGUUUCUCCAACCUGGUGUUACAAGCUCUGCUGGUGCUGCUGAAGAAGCCCCCCCCAAAGGGUCGCAAGCUGCUGAUCAUCGGCACCACGAGUCGUAAAGACGUCCUCCAGGAAAUGGAGAUGUUGAAUGCUUUCAGCACCACCAUCCACAUUCCCAACAUCUCGAGGGGAGAGCAGCUGGUGGAGGCCCUGGAGCUACUUGGCAGUUUCCAGGAGGUGGAGCGGGCCAGCAUAGCGAAGGCCAUGAAGGGCCAGAAUCUGUGGAUCGGGAUAAAGAAGUUGCUCAUGCUGAUUGAAAUGGCCGUGCAGAUGGAUUCUGGCUCCAGAGUUAGUAAGUUCCUGAGUCUCCUGAGGGAUGAGGGAGCACUGGGUUCUGAUAAGUUUAUCUAGACUGAGUGGAGCGACGUUGUAAAAUAAGAGUCAUCCUUCAACGUUAUCUGGCUAAUCCGGCUCUGCGAGAAGCUCGUCCCAGGGUGACAACGAACAACAACAACAACAGCAACAGCAACAGAAAAAAACAGCAACUUCGCAACUCGCAGCCGGAGGUUCGCCUCCUGUCAUCCGCGCCUCGAGAGACGCGCCGAGUGGUUAGCACGCCUAAAAAUAGGUCGACUACACAGGUGCUCUCCUGUGGCGGCACGUCUCCUCCCCCCUCCCCACACCGCCCCUCUCGCCCCAGAAGAGGAUAUGACUUCCCAUCCCCGACGCUCCUCUCGACACUGCAGCGUUUCUGCAGCCGGGCAGAACCUCCUCUUCAGCACUCUGGGAACGUGGAACACACAAACGCACACACACAGACAGGAGCGACGUUCUGUAAUCUUCAUGUGACGCCCCAAGAAUUUCUUUGGGAUGUUAUAUAUAUAUAUAUAUAUAUAUAUUUAUGUAAAAAUAUUUAGAAGUAACGGCUUCUAGACGCUAAUCUCAAUACCGUUGGUUUAAAUCAGACGUAAGUUUCUUCUUCUUCUUAACACAUUAAGUGCUUUAUCUUCUGUGACCGUGUCUUUUGUAUUUUAUGAAUAAAUUAAUGAUAUUGCUACAAAUAACAAGAAGCAUUUUGUGAUGUGAACGAAUGAAGUCACCUCACACCCUCGUGCUGCUCUAAAGAAGUGAUUUCAUGCUACAGGAGAACAGUAAAGACUAAAAUAAAA